Messenger RNA from Stomoxys calcitrans (stable fly), 1803 nucleotides. RefSeq names its product iroquois-class homeodomain protein IRX-1. The coding region runs from base 231 to 1553 and encodes 440 amino acids. Gene Ontology annotation, molecular function: DNA-binding transcription factor activity, RNA polymerase II-specific; RNA polymerase II cis-regulatory region sequence-specific DNA binding. Gene Ontology annotation, biological process: cell development; regulation of transcription by RNA polymerase II; muscle organ development. The record is from RefSeq and is a predicted model, not a curated record. The transcript is spliced from 4 exons. Lineage: Eukaryota; Metazoa; Arthropoda; Insecta; Diptera; Muscidae. Gene Ontology annotation, cellular component: nucleus.
UUCAAACGAAACGGUUGUUACUUGUUUAGUUGGGGGCAGAAAAAAAAACACACAAAAAAUAGGCAAAUCAAAGUGAAAACAUUAAAAAAAAGGAGAAAACUGAAUAAGUUGAAAUUUAAACCGAAAUAAAAACAAAACAAUUCUCCAACAACAGAAAACAUAAAUUUAAAAAAAAAAAAAAUUAAAUUUAAAUAAAAAAUAUUGAGGAAAAAAUCAAGUGGGUAAAAAUUAUGGAAAAACCAAUUCGUCCCCAGCGUAAUCGUCGUCAUAGUAGACGCGCUUGGCCCCCUGAGGAUGAUCUGCAUUAUCCACGUGCAGCCAAACGACUAUUUACACCCGAAAUCAAACGUAUGCUUAAGGAAUGGCUUGUUCGCAGACGUGAGAAUCCCUAUCCCAGUCGCGAAGAGAAAAAACGUUUGGCCAUAGACACUGGAUUGACGUACACACAAAUAUGCAAUUGGUUUGCCAACUGGAGACGCAAACUGAAAAAUGCCGAGAGAGAAAAAUCGAAAAAGUCCUGGGGACACCUGAUAAAAAACUACAAUACCAAUGCCAAAGGCAAUGUGGAACAAUUUAGUAUAUCCUCUGAGGAUAGCAUAUGGGAAGAGGAGGAACAAUUUAGACGUAAUCACAGUGAUGAAGAGGAGGAAAAUGACUCCAUGUGUGACAUAGAAGGUUCAAGUGGUUCCACAGAUAACGCGGAGCCACCCAAUGCUAGUAGUGGUAGCAGUAGUAGAGAACAAUAUCGUAACGCCUCGCUAAAAAGGGAUUAUAAGCCAAAUGUGUAUAUGGGAAACAUGACGUUGCAUAAGGAUCACAAUGAUUUGUUUAUAGGUCGAGAGGUUGAUGUUCUUACCACAAAUGCCACUUGUCAAAUUACCCAAAGUGCUGCCAAUAUUGGCACAAAGACCAAAUAUAAGCAAAAAAUGAUGGAGAAAUAUUUAAGGGACACCUAUGAUGGUAGUGAAGAAACUCCUGCUAUGGCAUCGGCUGCCACAUACAUACAGGCAUAUCAUGCAGAAACCCCGAAUUCAGAGCAUGCCACGGUAUUUUGUAAUGCCUCGAAUACAACUAUUAUCAAAUCGGGUGCCGAACUAUCCAAAUGGCUAGAAAGCGCUGCGAAAUUUACUCCAAAUAAGAAUAACUACUUUAUUGAAUGGAACAACAAGAGAAAUAAGUCUGACAAAAAGCCAUUCAUGGGAAAAUCAUUUCCCUCUCCCACGGGAAAUGAGCAACACUCAACCUCAUUGACGGUGGUGCCACUGUUGUAUUCAACUACCGCCACCACCACCAGACCAGUAGUACAAAUACAAAAUAGCCCAAAUAUUCCCCAGGCACAUCAUUAUCCAGAACCACCACAAAAACAACUACAGAACACUCAUUUGGGUUCCUUGGAAUCCGAUCACAUCUAUAAUACCAUACAUCAUAAAGAUGAACUAGAUGCAGCCGAAGCUUUGGCAAAUUUAGCCUUUAAUUGUCGCCAACGUAUGAUGGAUUCCAAUAUUAAUGCAAGAGUUAACUUUCAAAGACCCUUAAAUGCGAUAAGUUCCUAAUAAAAAGUUCCUAUGAAAAGUUUGGUAAUGUCUGCUAAAAUCAAGACCAAGACUAAGGCUUUGAAACAUAGCCUAUUAUCCCCUCUUAUUGUCGCCCCCUAUACUCAUUGAAAGCCAUAAAGCAUUUAGAUUUAAUGGAUUAGAGGCAAACGGAACUCGAACUAUACAACUAUUACUUCUAUUACUAAUACUACAACAAGACAAAAGCAUUCCAGCACUAUGGUUUAUUUUUGAAUAGAGUGCGGAAAGA